UCGGUAAAGGUGCUUCCUCGGCAGACCAGAGCCUUGUUGACCAAUGUUGACAGCCACUCUCAAUGCAGAUGUGACGUCACUGCCAGGCAUCUGAAACCUAGGCUACUGAUCCAGAAGCGUCCGGGCCAGGGCGAGUGCGCGAGAGAGGGAGCCAGGUAUGACGUCCUGGAUCUCGGAGGAGUAAUUUCACUUUUUUUGCCAGAUACUGUCAAUAACAUAACGACGACUGCGCAGAGGGAAGAGUUCACAAAAGCCAAACGCGCUCUGUGGGGUGCGGUCACCGUUUGUCACUCACGGGCGCUCCCUCCCGCGGGCGGCGGUAGCAUCGAGCUGGUGUUGAGACUCCUCAUCAUCCCGUCCCAUCCCAGAUCUGUGCGAAGAUGGCGGACCCGGCGGAGUGCACCAUCAAAGUGAUGUGCCGCUUCAGGCCGCUGAACAAUUCGGAGGUGGAACGUGGGGAUCAAUACAUCCCUAAGUUUCAAGGGGAAGAAAGUGUGGUUAUUGCGGGCAAGCCCUACGCGUUUGAUCGCGUGUUCGCGUCCAACACCACACAGGAGCAGGUCUACAAUGCAUGUGCCCAGAAGAUUGUCAAAGAUGUUUUGGAGGGCUACAAUGGCACCAUCUUUGCUUACGGACAAACAUCCUCUGGAAAGACACACACCAUGGAGGGCAACCUCCAUGACCCAGAUGGCAUGGGCAUUAUUCCCAGGAUAGUGCAGGACAUCUUUAACUAUAUCUACUCCAUGGAUGAGAACCUGGAAUUCCAUAUCAAGGUGUCAUAUUUUGAGAUCUACAUGGAUAAGAUCAGAGAUCUGUUGGAUGUGUCGAAGACCAAUCUGUCAGUACACGAGGAUAAAAACAGGGUUCCGUAUGUGAAGGGUUGCACUGAGCGGUUUGUGUGUAGCCCAGAUGAAGUGAUGGACACUAUCGAUGAGGGAAAGUCCAACAGACAUGUGGCUGUUACAAACAUGAAUGAGCACAGCUCCAGAAGUCACAGUAUCUUCCUAAUCAACGUGAAGCAGGAGAACACCCAGACAGAGCAGAAGCUCAGUGGCAAACUCUACCUGGUGGACUUGGCCGGAAGUGAGAAGGUCAGUAAGACGGGUGCUGAGGGAGCGGUGUUGGAUGAGGCCAAGAACAUCAACAAGUCGCUGUCAGCUCUGGGCAACGUCAUCUCCGCACUGGCAGAGAGCUCGGGAUACGUGCCGUACAGAGACAGUAAGAUGACCAGGAUCUUGCAGGACUCUCUGGGAGGAAACUGUAGAACCACCAUCGUCAUCUGCUGCUCCCCUUCAUCCUACAAUGAGUCCGAGACCAAGUCCACACUCAUGUUUGGACAGAGAGCGAAGACGAUUAAGAACACAGUGUGUGUGAACGUGGAGUUGACUGCUGAGCAGUGGAAGAAGAAGUAUGAGAGGGAGAAGGAGAAGAACAAGACUCUCCGCAACACCAUCACCUGGCUGGAGAACGAACUCAACCGCUGGAGAAACGGUGAGACUGUGCCGGCGGAGGAGCAGUACGAUAAGGAGAAGGCGUCCGAGGCGCUGGCCGUGGUUGAGCUGGCCAGCGGGGAGAACAUGGCGUCCACCCCCAACCUGCCAGCAGGGGGCAGACUCACCGACGUGGCCAAGGAGAAGUGUGAGGCCGAGCUCGCCAAGCUCUACAAGCAACUGGACGACAAGGAUGAUGAGAUUAACCAACAGUCUCAGUUGGCAGAGAAACUCAAGCAGCAGAUGCUAGAACAGGAGGAGCUGCUAGCGUCGUCGCGGCGGGACCACGAGAGCAUGCACGUGGAGCUGUCGCGGCUGCAGCAGGAGAACGAGGCCAGCAAGGAGGAGGUGAAGGAGGUGCUGCAGGCACUGGAGGAGCUCGCCGUCAACUACGACCAGAAGAGCCAGGAGGUGGAGGACAAGAGCCGCGACUACGACUCGCUCAGCGAGGAGCUCAGCCAGAAGGCCAGCGUGCUGGCGUCUCUGGAUGCAGAGCUGCAGAAGCUGAAGGAGAUGACCAAUCACCAGAGGAAGAGGGUCGCCGAGAUGAUGUCAUCACUGCUCAAGGACCUGGCCGAGAUUGGAGUCACAGUGGGCAGCAACGACGUCAAGCAGCCUGAGGGCAGUGGUGUGAUCGAUGAGGAGUUCACGGUGGCGCGCCUCUUCAUCAGCAAGCUGAAGUCGGAGGUCAAGACGCUGGUCAAGAGGAAGAAGGAGCUGGAGAGCAGCCAAUCAGAGAGCACCAAGAAGAUUGACGAGAACGACAAGGAGCUGGCCGCCUGCCAGCUGCGCAUCUCCCAGCACGAGGCUAAGAUUAAGUCUCUGACAGAGUACCUGCAGAAUGUGGAACAGAAGAAGAGGCAGCUGGAGGAGAAUGUGGACUCCCUCAACGAGGAGCUGGUCAAGAUCAGUGCACAGGAAAAAGUCCACGCCAUGGAGAAGGAGAAUGAGAUUCAGACAGCCAAUGAGGUUAAGGAGGCUGUGGAGAAGCAGAUUCACAGCCACAGAGAGGCCCACCAGAAACAGAUCAGCAGCCUGAGGGACGAACUGGACAUUAAGGAGAAACUCAUCACCGAGUUACAGGAUCUAAACCAGAAGAUCAUGCUGGAACAGGAACGUCUGAGAGUGGAGCACGAGAAACUCAAAUCCACCGACCAGGAGAAGAGCCGCAAGCUGCACGAUCUCACGGUGAUGCAGGACAGAAGGGAGCAAGCCAGGCAGGACCUGAAGGGACUGGAGGAGACAGUGGCUAAGGAGCUGCAGACACUGCACAACCUCAGGAAGCUGUUUGUGCAGGAUCUGGCCACAAGAGUUAAAAAGAGCGCAGAGAUGGACUCUGACGACACUGGAGGCAGCGCUGCUCAGAAACAGAAGAUCUCUUUCCUGGAGAACAAUUUAGAACAGCUGACCAAAGUCCACAAACAACUGGUGCGCGAUAACGCUGACCUGCGCUGCGAGCUGCCCAAGCUGGAGAAGCGCCUGCGGGCCACAGCCGAGAGGGUCAAGGCCCUGGAGACGGCGCUCAAGGAGGCCAAAGAGAACGCGGCGCGCGACCGCAAGCGCUACCAGACCGAGGUGGACCGCAUCAAAGAGGCCGUCCGCGCCAAGAACAUGGCCAGGAGGGGCCACUCAGCCCAGAUCGCCAAGCCCAUUCGGCCAGGCCAGCCUCCCAUCGCCUCCCCCACCCACCCAGGUGUCACACGCCCAGGGGGAGGGAUCUUCCAGAACAACCAAUCAGCCAUGAGCAUCCGUGGAGGAGUCAAGCAGGACAAGAACUCCAGCUGAAGAGGCAGAUGUCAGUCAAGGCAUGACUUGUGUCAGACACACUGGACUCUGUGUGUGUGUGUGUGUGUGUAAGAACGAGAGAGAGCGAUAGACAUGAAGGACUCAUGUACAAACACUGAUCUGACCUAAAUUGUAUGUACAGUCUGAUAUAUGUACGUAUGUAUGUAUGUAUGUAUGUAUGUAUGUAUGUAUGUAUGUAUGUACGUACGUAAGGUCCCCUCACUCCAACGUAUUUAAACACACAUCGGACUUCACUACACACAGGGACAUGUUGCCCUAGGUGUGCUAGAGUGUGUGUGUGUGAGUGUGUGUGUGUGUGCGUGCUUGGAUUUGCAUGGCACAUUCCCAUAUAAUGUAUGGGUGUAGCAUGCAUGCGAGAGUGCGUGUAUGUGUGUAUGUGUGGACACACGCAAAUCUGCAUGACUCAUGCCCAAAUGUGUGGGUGUAGCAAGUGUGUGGUGUGUAUGUGUGUGCCUGCGUGUGUGUGUGUGUGUAGUGUGUAGAUUUGUCCCUCUGCACAGUCUCCAGCGUCUGCACCAAGCCAAACUGAAUGUACAUAAACGGAUCUGGGGAAGAAAUAAAGAUCAAAUGAUGAGAAGAAUCAGAGAAAGAGUAGAAUGACAUAAAAGAAAAAAGAAAUGUUAGUGAAAUCUCAAGUAGUAGAGGCUUCCAUCUCAUACAAUGUACUGUCUUCUCUCUCUCUCUCUCUCUCUCACUCUCUCUCUCUCGCCCUUUCUCUCCGUAUGUUUCAGAAACAGGGUUUCCUCCUAAAUGGAGAGGACCUCGUAGAGCGUCACCACACGUUAAAAAUACGUAGUCACGGGACACACACACACACACACACACACACACACACACACACACACACACACACACACACACACACACACACGGAAGUAGAGGUGUUGCACUAGAGCAUGUCACCAGGUGACACAGAUGAGUAGUCACAUAUGCACACACAAACACGCAUACAUACGCAGAGGUUAUUGCACAGACACAGCGUUCACAUACACUACUGAUCGUCACACACACACACACACUACUGGUGUGGAAGCAUACACUAGCGCUUGGAAUAUUAUUUCUGUGUGUUGUCUUUGAUUUCUGUAAACUCUUGUCCUUCUGGCGCAUGUGUGUGUGUGUGUAUCUGUGUUGAUGGGUAAAUGAAAGGAGGGUUUUACACUUGAUCAUCCUUAGUUUUUUUCUCUCCACCCCCCCCCUUUCUUGACCAAUAGCAUUGCAUGUGACGUCUCACGCCGGCCUCUCAUUGGUCAAUAAGGUGGGGCUGGGUUUUAAUGGCAUGUCGAACUCCUAAGUAGUCUUUGCUUUUUUCCUGAUGAUUUUUGGCCCUCCCAAGCUGCCAUAGGUUAGUUAUUUAUUACUAUGUGAUUCUAGACUGUAGCUGUGGGGAGUGUGUGUGUUUGUUUUAUUUUUUUACCUGCUUCGUGUUAUUUUUUAGGUUAUAAUUAUUGAUAUUAUUGUUUUUUUUUCUUAUGUCCAACAUAAACUUAAUCAAAGUAGUGCUCCCUCUCCAUCUCUUCAUCUCUCCAGACAAAUGAAUAAGAGUGUGUGUGUGCGUGUGUGCGUGUGUGCGUGCAGAUGAGAUGGUAACUGCUGUAACAGAAGUGGUGUGAGGGAGAGAGCUUUGCUUUUAAAUCCAGUAAUACUGACAACACUACAUCUGGCUCCUGGUGUUAGUGUAUGUGUGUGUGUGUGUGUGUAUGUGUAUGUAUGUCUUUGUGUGUGUGUGUGUGAGUGUGUGGUUGUGCAUGAGCACAUGUGUGUGUUUCUUACUUUCAUUCUCCAGGACCGCUGUGUGAGUGUGACUAUGAAGCAGAGAAAGAUCUUUGGAUAGACUGAAGAAAUAUCCAUUUGGUGUACUGUAGGCUGGAAUUGAGUUAUAACCUUUAAAGAUGUAACAUGAAUUAAGUAUUGAUUAAAAAUCAUAAACUGAAUUGGCUUCUUUGCGUGAGCAUAUGUCCAGGUAAAUGGGUGAAUUACUGUAAGUGUAUAGAAAUCUUUAAUAAAAAUCCCUUCCCUUCA
Alosa alosa (allis shad) is the source of this 5315-nucleotide messenger RNA. Its product is annotated as kinesin-1 heavy chain. The record is from RefSeq and is a predicted model, not a curated record. The transcript has 26 exons. NCBI's taxonomy places the organism in Eukaryota, Metazoa, Chordata, Actinopteri, Clupeiformes, Clupeidae. Bases 381 to 3275 code for a protein of 964 amino acids. Gene Ontology annotation, biological process: microtubule-based movement. Gene Ontology annotation, molecular function: ATP binding; microtubule binding; microtubule motor activity.